Alosa alosa (allis shad) is the source of this 7367-nucleotide messenger RNA. It is a transcript of the gene lrrc75ba, whose product is annotated as leucine rich repeat containing 75Ba. The transcript has 4 exons. Lineage: Eukaryota; Metazoa; Chordata; Actinopteri; Clupeiformes; Clupeidae. Bases 382 to 1515 code for a protein of 377 amino acids. The record is from RefSeq and is a predicted model, not a curated record.
AGACCCAAACAGCAUCAACAGACAAGCAGAGAAUACCAAACCGAGACAAGCCUCCAGCACCGACACACCUACUAGUAAUACAGCUUAGAAAUGGACAAAAUAUGAAAAUGUCAGCUUGUUAAACUUGCACCUCGUAGCCUUGCAUCUCAAAUGCACAGGAGAACUAGCCGUCUUUGUAUCCUUCAACGUUUGUGCACAGGCUGGACAAUAGUAUUGCUGCGUGUGCACACCCGAGUAUAUCACGAGUGAUGGGCUUAAGUUAAAUCAGGCAGAAAAAAAUAACACAGAAUGACUGCGUGCGAUCAUUAUGGUCAUCACGCAAGGAGUCAUCAAAUUGACCGGCAAGUGCAACAUUUAGGAUAGUCUAUCUGAAGCUUCAGCAUGGGUUCUCGUCUGAGCCGUCAGAACAGUCUGGACAACGAUAAUUUUUCAAGGAGGCGCCGCAAGCAUCUCGACAGCACGGGAGAAAGCGACAGGAGUGGAAGUCGUGGCAGCGGAGACUUCUUGUUUACAUCACUGAUGCUGAAGUCGGACAAGCUACCGGGGAUGCUGCGCCGAACCAACCACAGUCCCUACGUGCGUCGAGUCACCUGGAUCCGAGAGAUCCAAAAACUGCUCCGUGAGCGCAAGCUCGAGCAGGCGACAGACGUGCUGAAAUUAUUGAGGAAGGACCUGGGUUUGGAGGGCACAUCCCUAAACGAUAUCUUAUAUAAGAAUGCAGCCUUCCUCAAUCUGGUGGAUCCCAUCUCCCACGAUUUGCUGUUAAGCCUGGCCAGAGACAUGCAGUGCCCAAAGAAGGAUGCUCAGGACACUCUGAAGUCCUCGGAUAAAAUCUGCCGGCAGCUCAUCUACCACCUGACACCGCAUUCCAAGUGGCUGCGCCAGAGCAUGUCCAGGAGGAAGUCACAGGCCUGCUUGAAAAACACCCUCCAGAAGAAACAGUCUGCCGAGUCGGUGGACCUUUCGGGAAUCCCGCUCUCCACCCGCGACGUCCGGCACGUAACGCUCCACCUCCAGACCAGCGGGGCCGCCGUGUCCGCUGUGGACCUGAGCUUCUGCGAGCUGCGCGACGAGGGCCUGUGUCUACUCCUGCCCGUGCUAGCCACGCUGCCCAAGCUCAACACACUGGCGCUCAACGGCAACCGACUCACGGUGGCUGUGGUCAAGGACCUCACUGAGACUCUCAAGGACCCCAAGAGCUUCUCGUGCCUGGCGUGGAUCGACCUGGGCAACAACGUGGACAUCUUCACCAUGCCCCAACCCUUGCUAGUGGCGCUUCGCCGGCGCUGCAGUCUCAAGAGCAGCCUGCCCACCAUCUACGAGUACACAGAGGGCCAGCCCUACUGCUACCGAAUGGAGGCCUCAAUUGAGGAGCCCAGUGUCUACGAGGAGGAAGAGGAGGAGGAAGAGGUGGAAGUUGAAGUGGAGGAGGAGGAGGAGGAGCUAGAGGCUUGGGGUAUUGCCGAGGACGUGAAGGGUUCGCCUAGUUUUACUCUGCAUUAUUGCGAAAGGUGAAUCCAACACCCCCCUUCCCCCCCGUGGCAAACACACACACCUCCCCAAUACCAUGAACAACAGCCGUGCCGACGACAAGCGGGAGUUAAAGAGGCAAAAGCAGAAAAGACAGAGAAAGAAAGGGAGAGGGAGUGAGAACGAGAGAAAGACAGAGAGAGAGUGUUACAUGUCCUUCCUCAAUCAAGCACUUCUCUCAGUCCAAAUACCUUUGACACCUUCUUUCUCCUCUAUCACUAUAGCAACUGUAAGGUCACCCCAUCGUGGCAAAUAGUAAUACCAUCAGUCAAAGAGAUGUUUUACUAACAUACAUGGGACUAAAACAACUGUGUGUUCACCUCAGUAAAAAACAAAAAAAACACCCCACCGGUGACAGUUGCUGUGUGUGAUAUCUAUUUCCGGGGGGUGCCACGUGUUGGACAUGAAACACCUGCGUCAGUGACUUACUGUGUUGGUGGAUGGUGCCCCUGGGAGUGAGGUGGGGGUUCAUUUGAGGGGGGGCUAGAAGAGUCUUCCGGAAAGGUGUUCUCUUCUCCCCUCAGUCUUCUCACGCGGCGGAGCAGUGGCCGGCCGUGGUCCUGCUGAAAAAACAAAGUUCCCAAAACCGGCGGCGUGGCAAAGAUCAGACGAGACGCUCGACACUCAACCACAUGGCCCCCCCGCUGGCUCCACUGAUGGCGGAAGGUUUAGGAUGACGACCCAGCCUGAUCUGACGGCGUUCCGUUUUUUUUUUUUUGUGUUUUUUUUUCUUUUUGGUUAGCUGGGUUGGCGUGCGUUAAGCCGCGAUGAUCGUGUUUUCCCCUACAGCGUAACUGAGACCCUCACUCUGGCAGCCCACUGGGCCUAGCUUCCCUUACACUGUGCAUGCAUGUGUGUGUGUGUGUGUGUGUGUGUGUUAUUCGCGUGAGUGUGUACGUGUGUAUUAGUCCCUGUGUGUGUGUGUGUGCUUGUGUGUGUGUAUGCUGCGCUGUGUGUGUGCUCUGUUAAUCUCUCAACAAAAGCAAUGAAACCCGCUCAACAGACUACACAGCCGACGGACUGUCACGUGACGGCCGCAAAACUGCUAAGUCAAGACUUUUGCAUUUUUCCCCCCCUUUCCAAAACGUUCACUUGUGAAUGCCCAUGCACCACUUGUGUCGUGUAGUCGUGAAUAAUGAUACAAAACAUUGCGCUGUUGUAUUCGCUAUAGGCUGUUUUUUUCACUCUGUCUUUUUUCCUUUGCAUUGUGUGUUGAUAAUGAACAAAGCAAUCUUAGAAGACAACAAGUGCAACGGAACAAAGGAUUCUCUAGUUGUGUUUGACUGUCACCUCCUUGCUUCAUUGCUUUUCUGAUGUUAUUUUCGGCUGUUUAUUGCCAUCAAGCUCAUUCUUCCUCACUCCGGGGCGAAUACUAAUGAGCCGUUGGUAGAAAAAUUAAAACUUAAUUGGCUGUUUCUUAGCUUUUGGCUAAUCAACAAAAAGGAUCAUCAGACGACAAGUUCAAAGAGAUACCAAACAGCACAUUACAGGUCAUCACUGAGCCAUUGUAGCACAAAUUUGAGUCAUGCUUUGAAUACAUUAUGUGCUGAAAGCAUCAUAGAGAGAACAUUCUCAUAAAGAUAGAAACAUCAGUGACUCCAGGGCAGAAAUAACUACUGGGGCAGAUAGUCUGAUGAUCGAGUUUAAACAAAUCGAGUUUCACAAAUAGCGAGAGACCAGUGGACCACUGAGGGUAGUUUGCAGAGGUUUUGCUAACAUGUUUAAGCAUAGUGGAACACUAGCUAAUUACAGACAAGAUACCAUCACUUUACCACUUGCAAUCAAAACACAUUUGUAUUCAAUCAUCAUAGGCUACUUCUUUGUUCAUUACAAUAACAUACCGGUUUGUUAUUUCCUUAAUAUUUUUGGCAAUGAGCUAAAAAUAAUGGUGGAUUUAUGAGUUUGUUCAUUUGGGGUGCUGCUAAACACAACCCCUGUAGCCUCCUGGCAAAAUGCUCAGCAGCCAGUCAAAUUAAAUACCUUUCUUCAGCAGCCUAAUCUGUAGCCUAUGUGCACUACAGCGUUCCUUAUGUUUCUUGUGGGGAAAAAUAAAAUUAGGCUACAGAAUGGGUCGAAUGGUAGGGAAUUAUACAGUUGAAAAUACUUCUCUGAUAAGCACACCCACUUACAUGGAAAUGUCACCUCAUACAGAGAAGUGGGCUAUUUUUAUCUUCUGUAAGUGUAGCCUAACCUUGGGACAAAAUUUUACAAAAGAAGUCCAAGAGGAAUAGGCAUUUGGGGUCUGAAACCUUCGAAACACUCCAUUAGGGGGUCCCUGUUUUCCGACACUGCUGGCAGACUGGUGUCAAGCUAUUCAACAAUAUUUUCUUUGGUCGCCGCUAGUCUUCGAUUUACGGUGAUUUGCAUUUAGCUCUUACAAUGUAAACAAUUGUUACAGUUAUAUAUCCUAUAGCUAUUGCCGUUGACUUAUUUAAGUUUUAAAAAUGAUUUCACUUUCACACUAUGUUUCAUAAAAAAGAUACACACACCAAGAAUCACAGAAAUCUAUGCAAUGGAUUUCUUGGAAAUAACUAUUAUUUCUCCUUGAGCACAUUCUGCCAUAUUUGGUUUUUGCUGGAUGGGUUUUUGGUGGUUAAUGCUAGAUCAGAUCGGUUAAGUUUAGGGUUAGGGUUAGGUUUAGUCAGUUACGAGUAUUAGUUACAAGAGCAUCAUCAGGAACGUCAUCCGGAACUCACACCCCAUUGUCCGUCCAGCAGAUCUGAUCUAGACACUACCAUUUUUGGUAGAGCUAUGCCCAACCUGCCCAAGUGAACCAGCUGCGCCUGGCUAGAAAUUCCGUUAUUGGUUGAUUGUUACAUCCAGAGCACUGUAGUCGCCCCGCCAUCUCCAACUAACACAGUAGCACAGUAGUAACACUGUAGUCUGUUGCACAAACAAGCAUACAGUGUUAAUAAACCUAACCAUACUUAACUGAGGGAAAUCAUGGAAGAAUGUGUUAUUAUAUUCUCAGAGAUUAAAAUGUAUUAUUGUAUCUCUGUGAUUAUCUGUGAAUAAUCAUUACAGAAGAAGGGCUGCACACAAGGAUCCUUCAAAUAAAUAUUUGGGCAGCCAAAUAAGGUACAUUAACCCUUAAAGGUGUACCGUCACAUCGGAGUGAUAGGAAUGUUGGAAAAUGAACGUUCUAAAGAAUUUUAGAACCUUCAAUUAUUGCAGAACGGAAUCUUAUGUUAGAAUGUUGAAAAACCCACACCUUUAAGGGAUAAGGUGCAUAUCCAGCAUAUCCAGCAAGUGUCCAUUGCUAUCCAAAUAAGACAAGAGACAGAGAAGCUCAAUAUUAAAACAUAUAGUGUAUUGCCUCAUCACAGCAUGUGUACACAGCGAAAAUGGUGGACCCCUGCUAGUUUUGUAAUGAAUAAUACACAGGAGAUAGACAUAACAUGCACAGCUAUGUAUGCUUUUGGCCAAACUACACUUUUUCACUUGGCAACCAGUGAAGCGAAUGAAUUAAAAAAGGUUAUUGAAUGUUUUUGUGCCGCAGACCACACUUAAUGGUGAGGACUGUGUUUGUCCCCGGGUGCAGUCUUAAAUGAGAGGCGAAAAAAAAAGAUUAGUAUUUAUGGUGAGCUGCCGAGAAUAAUAAAAGGAUUGUUUUCAUAUGCUUGUCCGUCACUAGACUCCCUGCCCUGUCUGAUUAAAUGUGCAGUGUUUUAGAUGUCAUUGACCUAUUAUGGGAUUUUAUUAAAGAUUCAAGAUAUUCAAGAUAUAAAUAUUCAAGGCAGUAAUGUUUAUCUGGGUUGAGAGAGUGCUAAUUUAUAUAUUGUGUGUGUGUGUGUGUGUGUGUGUGUGUGUGUGUGUGUGUGUGUGUGUGUGUGCAUGUUUGUAUGUAUGUGUCUUUGCUUACUUCCUGGUUGUAUGGAUAGAUAAAUAAUGACUGUUUCAUCAAAAUCAAUACAAAUAAUCUUUGCAGUAUUGCAAGUGUGUAGAGUCUUUUGGAUUACAUGGAGAGGUGAAGUUAAAAUACUCUCCAGCAGCCAUUCGUGAUGCUUUAUUUGGCAUCACAAUACAAGUGCACCUCUGAUUGAUGUCUCAUACUCUCGACCACUUCCAUCGUUUGUAUAGCCCUUUAAAAGCAAAGCACAGAAAUGUUCUAGAAUGUAACAGAGGGUUCCAUGACACAAGCUCUAUGGGGAAGCAAAGAAAGGUUGUCAGAUGACCUUCAAGGACCUUUACAAUGUAAGAUAAAAUAACAGGUUGAGAGCUGUAUUUUGUAGUCGGUGCACUUUAAACAGUUCUGUCUCACUUUGAAAUAUGAAGUCUAUGAAAUGUUUAAAUGUAGCAUUUUAACUUUUACUCGGUGUUGGUUUCAUUGUUUUAAUAUUUAUUCAAGACAGUUGCUGUUUCAAAUUUGUAUUCCUAGCAUUUUAAAAGUUUGUCUUGUGAUCUGUGUCAGUGUACUGUAUUUAUAUGUGUAGUAUUUUCUCAUCUGUGUUAAUCAAAUAUGUGUAUGCACAUAUCUGUUGUGUCUGAAUGCUGAGUAUUUUUCUCGUCAGUGUACUUGCUUUAGCCUAGUGUCUUACUAAAGCUCCGGAAGGUUCUUUAGAGAGCAUAUAACAUCGUUCGGGAGAACAGUGGAUUGUGGAACAGACCCAGUCACGAUCAGGCCCGUGAUGCUCUUUAGUGUCGUUGUUGCUCUCCGGAACCCAACAAUGACUCACAUGUCAUUGUUUGAGUUUCUUGUCUACAGUCCAGCGUACUGAGAUCCAGAAUUAAACACUUGCUCAAGGAAAAAAAAUGUGCAAUUGGUUUGGCACAUUUCUCAAAGGAUAAUGGACAAUCUGAAAACAUAUCACAUAGUUCACAAUAACAUUAAUUUUCUAUUUGUUAUUCGUUAAUAAUGCAAAUUUAUAAGGACAAUUGUCUGAAGUAAUAUAAAUAAUAUAUUAGUCUGCAUUCGCCCUGUUUGUUAUUAUUAAUAUGAUCCUUUUCAUAUUUUCCUUUUUCCAGAAAAUACAGUGGUGUGGCAAACAUAAACAAACAAAUCAACAAAAACAAACACCAUCCACAGUUCUGGGAGUGGGGAUGAUUUUAUUUGUAGGUCCAGUGAACUUGUCACUAGUUUUCUGCUGCCUUGAGUGACUGAUAAUGAUACAGAUUCAUUCAAGUCUUUUCAAAGCCAGGGGAUGUGUGCAGAAGUGGAUGUGCUGGGGCUGAAAUUUACUGUACAAUGAACAAUGAAAUAAAUAUUGAGGUAAAGAGUUAUUUACUAUUAAAACACACAUGAAACAAAUUGAGAGAGUUACAGGCUUUAGCAAGUAGUGUGUGUUGUUUCCUGCUGAAAUGCACUUCAUUUUGUAAAUGUCGAGCAAUGUGCCAAAGCAAUUCAGUAAAAAAGAGAACUAUAAGCCAUGUGUUCCAGCGCGAGAUGAGCUCUUUGGUCAAGAGUCUAGCAGUAGAACCCAGAUAGCCGUACACAGCGGAAUGAAUCUGGCCAAUCAGACGUGUGCCUGAAUCGGGCCAGAUCCAUUGUCAUAGCCAAUCAGCUACUGUCUGGAUGUGUUUUUGAAAUGUACUUGAUAAGACAAUGUAAUUGAAAUGUGCUGCUUAUAUAUUCCAUAUGUUGAAAGAGGACUAAACUGAUUGUAUGACUGAAUUGAAGAGGAUGUCCUGUAGGUUUAUAAUGUAUAUGUAUAUAUGCGGUACUGUGUGGUGCUGCAUCUGUGUCCACUUAACCCACUUGUUUAUUUGUUUGUUUGUUUGUUUGUUUAAUAUAUUCGUGUCAUAUGUGAGGACAGCGUCUAACAUACACAAUUCAUUUUAAGACUGUUCAACUUCAGUAAUAAUAAAAUGAAAUUAAAUAAAAUGCUGUAUGAAUCAAA